UGCGGUGCGCCAGGCUAGGUUAGCUCAGCACUGCUUCUCCUGCUACAUCCGGGCGCCCUCGUUAGGUUUACAAGCCCUGCGAAGAUGGCGACUUCUGGGAGGAGUGCAUUAUUAUCCUCCACCUCAACUGGACCUAAGAGCACAUUGGAGAACUCCAACCAAGAAGAGGAUGAUGGACAGAACCUAUGGUCCGCCAUCCUGAGUGAAGUGUCUACCCAUUCAAGAUCAAAGCUACCGUCUGGGAGAAAUGUCCUGGUCAUGGGUGAGGUGGGCUCAGGGAAGAGCACCCUGGUUACAAAGCUACAGGGGGUUGAGGAGUACAUGAAAGGGCGUGGCCUGGAAUAUUUCUAUUUCAGUGUCCAUGACGAUGACAUUGAUGACCAAACAAGAUGUAACGUGUGGGUGUUGGACGGAGACCUUUACCAUAAAGGUCUUCAGGGAGUAGCCGUUCCAGUGGACUCUAUUGAAAACACGUUGCUAUUGAUAACGAUUGACAUGUCACGGCCGUGGAACGCCCUGGACUCCCUCCAGAAGUGGGCCGCCGUUGCUAGGGAGCACAUUGACAAACUCCGAGUUGCGCCAGAAAAGCUGCGGGACCUGGAACACAAAAUUGUAAAACAGUUCCAGGAGUACACAGAACCGGGCAGUGGGGAGGACGGCACACCACAGAGAAGGAGUGAAGAAGAAGAGAGUGUGCUGCUGCCAUUAGGAGACAACACACUUACACACAACCUGGGAAUACCAGUGGUGGUUGUCUGCACUAAGUGUGACGCUAUCAGCACACUGGAGAAGGAGUACGACUACAGAGACGAACACCUGGACUUCAUCCAGUCCCACAUCAGACAUUUCUGUCUGCAAUAUGGGGCCUCUCUGCUUUACACAUCAGUGAAGGAGAUGAAGAACUUGGACAUCCUGUACAAAUAUCUUGUCCACAGACUCUACGGUUUUCCCUUCCACUGCCCGGCUCUCGUGGUGGAAAGAGAUGCCAUCUUCAUUCCGUCAGGCUGGGACAAUGAGAAAAAGAUUGCCAUACUUCACGAGAACUUCCAGACAGUAAAAGCAGACGACACUUAUGAGGAAGUAAUAAUCAAACCACCAGUUAGAAAGAUUGUUCAUGAAAAGGAGAUUCAGGCAGAAGAUGACCAAGUUUUUCUCGUAAAGCUGCAGUCGCUGCUUGCCAAACAACCCGCUGUCACAGCAGGGCGGCCAGUGGACACCACCAGCAGGGCACCCACAGGCUCCCCAAGGACGAGUAAUCGCUCUGCAGCGGCCAAUGUAGCAAAUGCCAUGCCUCAGUCAGGUCAGACCAGUGAGGGUGUGCUGGCCAACUUCUUCAACAGUCUACUGACAAAGAAAGCGGGCACAGGGGGGCCCGGGACACCAGGUGGUGGUAACAACACUCCAGGAACUGUACGGAAGUCAGGUUCCAAGCUGGGCCUGACUGACGUCCAGGCAGACCUGGAUCGCAUAUCCAACCGGGAGACGGACUCAGACUUGUCCAAUGCCAACGAGACCCCUGCCACUGACGGCCAGGACACAUGAAGACCAACCAACACACAUCAUCCCCCUGCUUUCCUUUUCUCCCCACUACAGUCACCGUCCACCUCCUCCCUUCUUCCCUCCACCUUCACCCUCCACUUCAUCAUAAAGAUGCUGGGGAAACGAAGGGGUGGACGUGCAGUUAUUCCUCCCCCAUCGUUUUUCACUUUCUUCUCAAGGAGAAAAACUCGCCAUCUCUUCCCCUAUGCCUUCCUUCACCCACACCUCGCACCUGCCCAGUCCCUCUUUUCUUCCCAGCUGUUAUGCCGAGGACAAGUAUUUGUCACUGUUACAUGCAAGACUGUCUGUUACAUGAGAGCAUAGAGGGUAAGGUUGUGGAGAUGUGAAGGUUUUGAUGGGAGAAAGUGAGAGGUGGACUGAGAAAGGUCGACUGCAAGAAUGAAAGUGAGGAUGUUUUAUCCAUCAAUUUAUUGUGAUGGUACAGUUUGUGUUUUUACUGUAGGGAAAGGCUGAAGACGCAUGUGGAAGAAAUUGCACUUAGGUAACAUGGGGAUGAUCGCGCAUGGUUUGAAGCCAGUUACAUGUGGUUGGAUGAAGAGAUUGAGAACAAAAAACGAAAUCCUGAAACAAACAUGCAAACAUUCUUUUUUUUUUUAUUUUUAAAGAUGAAGGGAAAAACAUACCAGUAUUUGUGUGUGCGUGUUUGUGUGUGCGUGUGUGCAUGUGCGUCUAUGUAAAAGUGUGAACAAGAGUGUGAGAAAGUGGCAGGUAGAGGAUGAAUAGGGAAGUUCUUUUGGAGAGGUUUUUUGUCAGUUUGCAUUGCAACUAAAUGGUAAAGAUGUUACCAUGCUCAUACACUUCAAACUUUGCAAACUCUACUACUACAGCAGCUGCAUCUGCUGGACUACACAACCAAAUUUCAUUAAAAUAUACUACAAAGUCAAAUUUGGUAUUCAAGCACUACGGUUAGUCAUUAAACCCUGUUUUGUAAUUGUAAUCUGGUGCUUGUAAUUGGUCGAACAGCACCUGUAGGUACUGCAUCAAUUUCAAACCUGUACAUAACGGACAGUACACUGAUCCGGGGGGGGGGGGUGUUAGUGGGUGGGUGGGGUAGCUGAGCUUUACGUGUACAGGAAAAAGCACUAGUGAUUAAGUUCCAUAGUUAACUGCAGGCAGGGUGGUGGUUAAGAAAGGUGGGGAGGGUCACAUCAAGAAUGUACAGUCAUUGUCUCGCUGAUUGGUCCUGUUAUUUCAGAACUCCGUGUUGGCGUUUGUAUAAUCAGAUCUGUCAAUCAGUUAAAUAAAAGGUGUAUUUAUUCGAAA
Messenger RNA from Melanotaenia boesemani (Boeseman's rainbowfish), 2823 nucleotides. RefSeq names its product dynein, cytoplasmic 1, light intermediate chain 1 (gene dync1li1). Gene Ontology annotation, molecular function: dynein heavy chain binding. NCBI's taxonomy places the organism in Eukaryota, Metazoa, Chordata, Actinopteri, Atheriniformes, Melanotaeniidae. Gene Ontology annotation, biological process: microtubule-based movement; microtubule cytoskeleton organization. The record is from RefSeq and is a predicted model, not a curated record. Bases 85 to 1542 code for a protein of 485 amino acids. The transcript is spliced from 13 exons. Gene Ontology annotation, cellular component: centrosome; cytoplasmic dynein complex.